This is a messenger RNA of Argiope bruennichi, 4095 nucleotides long. Its product is annotated as gamma-tubulin complex component 6-like. Gene Ontology annotation, biological process: meiotic cell cycle; mitotic cell cycle; cytoplasmic microtubule organization. The transcript has 26 exons. The record is from RefSeq and is a predicted model, not a curated record. Gene Ontology annotation, molecular function: gamma-tubulin binding; microtubule minus-end binding. Lineage: Eukaryota; Metazoa; Arthropoda; Arachnida; Araneae; Araneidae. Gene Ontology annotation, cellular component: equatorial microtubule organizing center; spindle pole; gamma-tubulin complex. Bases 179 to 3940 code for a protein of 1253 amino acids.
AACAGACAUAUCGUUCGUCUCACCUCUGACUCACUGGAAGGGAGAGCACUGUGGUGAAUAGCAUAUAAGCCAGUUAAUAACUCAUCUACCCAAACGAUCGUUUUGGUAAAAUGUUUUAGUUACUGGACUGCUAACCGCAAGGUCUCAGGUUCUAUCCCCGCGCAUCACAUACUGCUUCAUGCUAGGCGAUGGGGUAUCAGCAAAGCGCUGGAAAACUGUUUUCUGUAUUAUGCGUACAUUACGUUCUUGUCCAGCAUUUGGCCUCGUUGUUUCGAAGAAACAACCUAACCUGUCACCUUCAGUCGUCGAUCGAUGUUUUGUUUGCAAAGGUAGUAUAACACAGAUGCGGACAGGCCUCCUCGAAUUUUGCUCUUGGUACAUUCUUUGUGCUAGCAGUCCAUUGCCAUCCGCUCCGAACAACAAAAUGCGUUCCUUAUGUCUUCCAAGUACCUCAUCCACCAAGAGUAUUGAAACCUUAAUUAUGGAUGAGAACAUAGCUGUGCACAAAGAGUUGCAUCUAUUAAUUGAUCAGUACAUUGCAAAAUUGGAUGAAUGCCUUGACCAAAAAGAAAUCAAUAAAACAAAAGUUUAUCUGGAAGUAAUUAAAAGGAGCUAUGUUAUUUCUCAGUGGAUUAGAGAUAUUGCUUUGAAUUUUAUGUAUCACAAAUCUAGUGAUAUAACAAUUUCUGAAGAGGAUAUUUAUGGUAAAAUUCAUCGCUUGGUGGAAAAUUCUUUGCAGCAAGAUUUGAUAGAAUGUGCAUUAGAUGCACAUGUUUCUACAGAUGCUUGUCCUACUAAUGAUGAUCUUCACAAUAUCCUUUUCCUUAAUUCUGUGGAUGAUCCAACUUCAGUAGCGCCAUCACUCAUGCGCCAGCUUACUUGCAACAUGUUUGAGAAUAAGUUGCUUUCAUGUUGCUCUGAACAGACACUACACUCUACAUUGAGUUCAAAUGAUGUUACACAUAUUGAUGAAUUUUGUUUAUCAAGCUGUUUUGAAAAUUCAAGGAAUCUGUUUGAAAAUGACUUAUCCCGUCUUAGGUCUUCUUUGGGUGCAGGUUUAUCAGCAGUAGAUUUGAAAAUUAGUGAGAUUAGCACGAAAACGGAUGAAAAAUUGUGGAACAAUUCAACAGGUAUCAAUAGACUGUCUGAAAAACAAAAGGAUCGAUCAAAUAUUACAGAUUGGUUGUCAACAUGUGCUUUUUCCAGUAAAGAUUCUGAUGAUAUUCUGGAUAAUAUAGAAGGAUUGCAGAAUAUUCACUCAAAUACUUUCAGCUGGGAAGGUAGAAUGAGGCAAGACAUUCCUUGUCACCUAUAUACAUCUGAAUUGAAUGAGAAAGAAGUGCUACUGAAUACAGAUGAAGGAGAUGCUGAAAAGUUUUGUAUACUUUUUGACUCCUCGGAAGUUCUGUCAGAGCAGGAUUUUGUAUAUGAUGUACUUGAUUUGCUAUUGGGAAUUCCAUCUAAUACAUUUUUAUAUGAUGAUAAGAAACUAUUCCAAAUGAAGCCAUUUACUCGUCUAGCUAGAAUGUCAAGUGAAAGCACAUUACAAAUUUGUGAAAAUUUUAUAGAAUGUGGCAAAGCUUUUUAUAAGUUAAAGACAUUUUGUUCUUCAAUAAAUCCUGAAGAAGGUUUGAUUCUGAAGGGUUUGAAGGAUGGUAUUUAUACUAUUCUCACAGCAUAUAUGGAAUAUAUAACAUCAGUGAAAUAUAAUACACCUACUGUGCAUGUAGUGCGAACAGAUGUUUUGGAAAAUGCCCUAGUGUUGAAUAGUUUGAUUGAAAUUUGUGGACUUCGUUUUGAAGGGAACACUGCUUCGGAGAUUCCAAAGGGUCUGGGUUUGCUUUCAUACUUGAAUAAAAUAUCUUGGCUUCAUAAAACGAAAGAAAAUGCAAUCAUGGUCGCUGUUCUUUUGAAAUAUUUGUGUACUCCAUAUUUUAGCUUUCUAAAUAAAUGGAUGUCUGAAGGCAUUUGCUGUGAUCCAUUUGAUGAAUUCCAAAUUGAAGAGGAUCGAAAGUAUUUGGAUAGAAAAGAUGAACUAUAUUGGAAAUUUGCAUAUACUGAACAUGAAGAUGAUAAUAUGAGAAUUUUGCCAUAUGAGAUAAAAAAAUUUUCACAUGAUAUUUUGGAAUGUGGAAAAACUAUGAGACUAUUACAAAACUGUGAUGUACAGAUGUUCAGCCUAGACUAUAUGACAUGCAAUGCACCCCCCAGUCUUUCCAUGUUGUUUUCAUAUGAUGCUGUGAAAUGUAGAAUGGCCGAAUGUGAACAAUACAUUUUAAACAAAGAAACAUUUGAAUUGAAACAUAAAAAUGGCAGAAACUUUUCUGAAGAUGAAUUUUAUAUUGGACAACAGAUUUUUAUUGAUCAAAGGAUUUUAGCUGAAAAAAUUGAAAAACAAUUGAAUUAUGUAACUACAUUUGAAUCAGUUCAUGAUAUACAAAAGAAUGAUCAACAUGUGAAUUUGAAAAGAUGUAAAUCCUUUCCUAACAUUACAUUAGUAAAAGAAGUAAAGAAUUUCGAUGGCAUAUUGCAUAAAAGUGUUGGAAUUUUGUUUUCUACUUAUGGAUAUAAUCUCAUAACUGUUAUUGCCAAUGAUUUGACUGCUUCAAAAGAGCAAAAUUUUUUCCUGAAUUCUUGGAAAUUUUCUCAAAAAAAGGACAUGACGAAUUCUUAUUUAGCUCAUGAUAAAUUCAGUAUUCAGAACAUGCCAAAUAAAAUAACUUAUUCAAAUCCAAAAGAGGAAUUCGAAUCUUCCGAAAUAACAGAAUCACUUUCAUUCCAACUAGCUAAAUUCCCUCCUGGUUCUUUCAUGGACUGCUUACUUUCUCUGUUAGUCAGUGAGUAUGGGGAUAAAAAAGAAAAUAUAUAUUUAUUUAUUCAGCUGAUUUCUCUUCAAAAUUUGAUGCUAUAUAAUUUCAGGGAUGUUUUGAACAUGAGACUUCAUUUGACACAGAAUGCUAUAAUGGAUUAUGUCAUGAAUCAGCUUCAUUUUCAAGAUUUAUUAUUAUGCUUAAAGAAUACAUACUUUCUUCAAGAUGAGAGUUUUAGUCAGCAUUUGUGUGAAAAGUUAUUUAAAUGGGUUAUGAAAUGCUCAUCAUUGGGUGAAUUUGCUGACUGGCCUAUUCUAAAUAAAAUAUUAACCAGAUCAACUGCUAUUCCAUCUCUUUCCAAUUUUCCUUUUUUAGAAUCUGCUAGUGUAAAUUUUGUAUCAAUAUCUGAAGAAUAUUUAUCUAAAAAAAAUAAAUUUCUACGAUUUUUUCAAUUUCAGUUUGAAAUUGAUUGGCCUCUAAAUGUUAUUAUUCAUAAAGCCUGCAUCACACAAUACAUCAAUAUUCAUUCUCGUAUCUUAGAGCUAGAAUUUUUAUGUUGGCUUCUUGGGAAAAUAUGGAGAUUACAUUUUAUUGAUGCUAGAAGUGAAGUUUUGCAACAAUCUCCUCAAUACAGGAAAGUGAUACUGUAUAGGUUUAACAUGCAUCAGUUUGUACGUGUUUUACGCAGCUGUAUUCAUCAGGAUCUUGGAGGUCCUCUCUGGCAAUUUCUUUUGAAGAGCUUGAAUACCAAGGAAUUGAGUAUCGAUGCUCUGGAGGACAUUCAUUUGAAGUACUUAGAAAAAGCUUUAGAACGAUGUUUUCUCACUCAAGAUACUCAUCAUCUUCAUGAAAUAUUGGAACUUUUAUUCCGACAAGUGAAUACUUUCUGUGAUGCUGCUCUGGCUGCUUCUUGGGAAAUGAAUCCUGAUACAAACUAUUUUGAAUCUUCCAAUUUUCCAUUAUUAUCAGACUGUUAUAAGCGAUAUACAAAAUGUAGAGAUCGCUUCUAUGAAUUUAUUUGGAAGAUACUUUCGAAGAUGAUCACCAGAAAGAAAUUUAAACCAACUUGGGAUGAACAUUAUAAGCUGUAUUUAGAAACUGUGUUAGAAAGUGGAAAAGGAUAUUCUUGAUUCUUCAUAGAACAUAAAAGAGAUUUCAUAUGCUUCAUUUCCAGAUUUUAAUUUCAUAAUUUUUGCAUAACGAAAAUUUUUUUUCCAUAACGAAUUUUUUUUUUCCAUAUUUGUGCAGCUUUUGCUCCAUUAAUUGAAUUAUUUGUAAUGUCUUU